AUGCGGUUCGACAGCUUUUUCAGCGCCUCGCUUGUCUCGCUAGCGUUUGUCAUGGGCGGUGCUGCUGCCAUGCCCUCCGACACCACCGGCAAGCCCUCGGGCACCACCGUCGACCCGUCCAAACCCGACUAUAGUGCUCCGAGAUACUGGAUCGACAAAUGCAUCGUACAGCUUUUGGACGCAACAACCGAAGAAAUCGUGAUGGAAAGAUUCAGCAGUGGAUUCGGAAUGUGGGACAGCGUGAGCUAUCUUGGCCAUACUUAUCAGUUCCGGUUGGACCAAGACUGCAAAACCAUCUGGGGGGACUCGCGAGGGUCGAUACACCCGAGCGUCAAGUUCCGAAAGGUUCGGGCCAGAGUUAAUAUGCACACGAGAAAACUAGACCCACUGUACGUGGUUGAUUGA
Messenger RNA from Pyricularia oryzae 70-15, 405 nucleotides. RefSeq lists its product as uncharacterized. The transcript has a single exon. NCBI's taxonomy places the organism in Eukaryota, Fungi, Ascomycota, Sordariomycetes, Magnaporthales, Pyriculariaceae. The coding region runs from base 1 to 405 and encodes 134 amino acids. The record is from RefSeq and is a predicted model, not a curated record.